UUUGAUUCGAGCUUUAUUUGGUUGUUUUCCAUCUCUUUUGGAGGAAGAAGCUGAUCCGCCAUGGCCCGAACCAAGCAGACCGCCCGCAAGUCCACCGGAGGCAAAGCCCCCAGGAAGCAGCUGGCCACCAAGGCGGCCAGGAAGAGCGCCCCGGCCACCGGCGGCGUCAAGAAGCCUCACCGCUACCGGCCCGGCACCGUGGCUCUGAGGGAGAUCCGCCGCUACCAGAAAUCCACCGAGCUGCUGAUCCGCAAGCUGCCCUUCCAGCGCCUGGUGAGAGAGAUCGCCCAGGACUUCAAGACCGACCUGCGCUUCCAGAGCUCGGCCGUCAUGGCUCUGCAGGAGGCCAGCGAGGCUUACCUGGUCGGCCUGUUCGAGGACACCAACCUGUGCGCCAUCCACGCCAAGAGGGUCACGAUCAUGCCCAAAGACAUCCAGCUGGCCCGCCGCAUCCGCGGAGAGAGGGCUUAGACUCACCGGACACACACACACACACACACACACACCGGCUCUUUUCAGAGCCACACACACACUUACUGAAGAGACGAUUCCUCCUGCUGAGCUUCAGCCAUAAGAAGCUUAUUCUUUUGUAUAUUACAAGAAAUCACAAUU
Messenger RNA from Myripristis murdjan (pinecone soldierfish), 612 nucleotides. RefSeq names its product histone H3. Bases 61 to 471 code for a protein of 136 amino acids. Gene Ontology annotation, cellular component: nucleosome. Lineage: Eukaryota; Metazoa; Chordata; Actinopteri; Holocentriformes; Holocentridae. Gene Ontology annotation, molecular function: DNA binding; protein heterodimerization activity; structural constituent of chromatin. The record is from RefSeq and is a predicted model, not a curated record. The transcript has a single exon.